AUGGUUAAGGAUACGAAGUACUAUGAGAUCCUGGGGGUUGACCCCUCAGCCUCAGAGGCCCAACUAAAGUCAGCUUACAAAAAGGGUGCUUUAAAGCACCACCCUGAUAAGAACGCCCAUAACCCUGAUGCUGCGGAGAAAUUUAAAGAUCUUUCAAAAGCCUACGAAGUCCUGUCCGAUCCUCAAAAAAGACAACUCUAUGACCAAUAUGGCGAAGAAGGCCUCGAACAAGGCGGUAUGGGAGGAGGCAUGGCGGCUGAAGAUCUCUUCGCCCAGUUCUUUGGCGGUGGCACAGCGUUUGGCGGCAUGUUCGGCGGUGGCAUGCGUGACACGGGCCCAAAGAAAGCCAGAACCAUUCACCACGUCCACAAGGUCUCCUUGGAGGACAUCUACCGCGGCAAAGUAUCAAAGUUGGCCCUCCAGAAAUCUGUUAUCUGCCCGGCAUGUGAGGGACGAGGUGGUAAGGAGGGUGCUGUUAGAACCUGCACUGGCUGUAAUGGUGCUGGUAUGAAGACCAUGAUGCGUCAGAUGGGUCCCAUGAUACAGCGCUUCCAGACCGUCUGCCCUGAUUGUCAGGGUGAGGGAGAGACGAUUCGUGAUCGUGAUCGAUGCAAGCGCUGCAUGGGUAAAAAGACCGUGGUCGAGCGAAAGGUGCUGCACGUCCAUGUCGACCGCGGUGUCAAGAGCGGGCACAAGAUCGAAUUCCGUGGUGAGGGUGAUCAGAUGCCUGGCGUGCUUGCUGGCGACGUCAUCUUCGAAAUUGAACAGAAGCCUCACCCACGGUUUCAGCGCAAGGACGACGACCUUUUCUACCACGCCGAGAUUGAUCUAUUGACUGCCCUGGCUGGUGGACAAAUUUACAUCGAGCAUCUCGACGACCGGUGGCUCACUGUCAACAUCUUCCCUGGCGAUCCUAUCACUCCUGGAGCCAUUAAAGUCAUCAAGGGGCAAGGCAUGCCGUCAUUCCGUCAUCACGAUUUUGGCAACCUAUACAUCCAAUUCGAUGUCAAAUUCCCCGACAAGUCAGAGAUCCAGAACGUCGAGAUGCUGGAACAAAUCUUGCCGCCUCGUAUGCAACAGAAACUCCCGCCUGCUGACGGUAUGGUGGAAGAUUUCGACCUUGAAGAAGUUGAUCCUCGCCAUCAAGCCAGAGCACAAGGAGCAGCAGGGGAUGACGAGGAUGAAGACGGUAUUCCUGCCGGCGCAGAGAGGAUGCAAUGUGCGUCGCAGUGA
Messenger RNA from Exophiala spinifera, 1233 nucleotides. Its product is annotated as chaperone DnaJ. The record is from RefSeq and is a predicted model, not a curated record. Gene Ontology annotation, biological process: response to heat; protein refolding. The transcript is spliced from 3 exons. Gene Ontology annotation, molecular function: Hsp70 protein binding; ATP binding. Bases 1 to 1233 code for a protein of 410 amino acids. Lineage: Eukaryota; Fungi; Ascomycota; Eurotiomycetes; Chaetothyriales; Herpotrichiellaceae. Gene Ontology annotation, cellular component: cytoplasm; nucleus; cytosol.